Messenger RNA from Striga hermonthica, 167 nucleotides. Lineage: Eukaryota; Viridiplantae; Streptophyta; Magnoliopsida; Lamiales; Orobanchaceae. The record is from the annotation of a GenBank genome assembly.
AUUGCUCCUCGUAGAGGGCAACCCUCUAUGGAGGCUUUGGCGUGCGUUGGGAAUCUUGCAAAAGCAAUGGGACCUUCUAUGGAGCCUCACGUACGAAAUCUUCUGGAUGUAAUGUUUUCUGGAUUAUCCUCCUCCUUAAUGGAAGCCCUUGAGCACAUAACUGCCAG